UCACUUUAUGUUUGUUUUGAUUCAUAAGGGACCAAGAUUGGAGACCUCCAUUGGCUUAGGAGAUCCUCCCAGGGGAAACAACAUACAGCCUUACUUUUUUUUUUUCCUAGACUCAUCCUUGGUGGAGCCUGUUGCUGAACACCAGGCCUUUCAAGAUGGUCCUCAGUAUUCUUAGCAUCCUUGUUCUUUGGGAACUGGUGCUUUUCAUCGACCACAGGGCCGCGUUGGCAAAGGUAGGGCAGCCUGACGUUGCCAUCCUGGCUGAGGACCCUAGCUGGCCCCUGGUUCGGGAGCUGCUAGAAGAGGCUCCCGGCAAGCAGCAGAGGAAGCCACAGCUCCAAGGACCCCAACUGCAAUACAUGCUGAAGUUGUACCAGAGCUCAGCUGACUCACUUGGGAACCCUAGGGAGAACCGCACCAUUGGGGCCACCAUGGUGGCGCUGGUGAGGCCCUCGGCCAACGCAGCAGAGCCUCUCAGAGUACUGACAAUGUCCUGUGAAGGUGGAACCGAAGAUUAAGGAAGACCAAAAAUAUAAUGUUGAAGUAAGAACCACUAAUAUGCCCAACACAUCACAAAGACAAAGUCUCACUGCAAAAGUGAGACUUUUCUGGCAGACUAUAAUUGGCACCACCUUUUUCUUGCAUGCAUAACAUCUGAACCAGUGUCCAUUUCCUCUAUUUGAGCAAAGAGGAGGAUUUUGUAAUCCUCUUUAGACACUUUAGAACGAAGGCCAAAGUGUUGACUGCACAAAUUUCAGAGCACAUGGCUCUCAACAUAGCUCUAUAAACACCAUCUCAGUCCAAGGGUAUUCAGUGGAUGCUCUUAAGAGAACAAAUUGUUUUGCUCACCAACUCAAUCCCAAUUAUGAAGAAAAUUUUCAGCAAUAAGGAAGGCCUCUAUAAGGAAUCAGAGGCAUUCUGUUAUGGAGCUUUCUAGUAUUCAGAGCUACCAUGUAUAGUUUCUCCCCUGGGAACUAUGAAAUCACCUGGCAGGCCUGGAUCCUCUUGAUCAUACGACCCCUACGGUGGA
This is a messenger RNA of Lemur catta (Ring-tailed lemur), 1030 nucleotides long. Its product is annotated as bone morphogenetic protein 15-like. Bases 156 to 518 code for a protein of 120 amino acids. Lineage: Eukaryota; Metazoa; Chordata; Mammalia; Primates; Lemuridae. The transcript has 2 exons. The record is from RefSeq and is a predicted model, not a curated record.